GCGGGCGGCGGCAGGGGGCCGGGUGGCCGGGGUCCCGGGCCCCGCAGCGGCGGCAGCGGCGGCGGCGGCAGGAUGAUCAAGCUGUUCUCGCUGAAGCAGCAGAAGAAGGAGGAGGAGUCGGCGGGCGGCACCAAGGGCAGCACCAAGAAGGCGUCGGCUGCGCAGCUGCGGAUCCAGAAGGACAUAAACGAGCUGAACCUGCCCAAGACGUGUGACAUCAGCUUCUCAGAUCCAGACGAUCUCCUCAACUUCAAGUUGGUUAUCUGUCCUGAUGAGGGCUUCUACAAGAGUGGGAAGUUUGUGUUCAGUUUUAAGGUGGGCCAGGGUUACCCACAUGAUCCCCCCAAGGUGAAGUGUGAGACAAUGGUCUAUCAUCCCAACAUUGACCUCGAGGGCAACGUCUGCCUCAACAUCCUCAGAGAGGACUGGAAGCCAGUCCUUACGAUAAACUCCAUAAUUUAUGGCCUGCAGUAUCUCUUCUUGGAGCCCAACCCCGAAGACCCACUGAACAAGGAGGCCGCUGAGGUCCUGCAGAACAACCGGCGGCUGUUUGAGCAGAACGUGCAGCGCUCCAUGCGAGGUGGCUAUAUCGGCUCCACCUACUUCGAGCGCUGCCUGAAAUAGGGUUGGCGCACACCCACCCCUGCCAGGGCCACCAGCCCCGGCGUCCCCUGCAAAUAUUUAUUGGGGGCCACAGGUGGGGGGCAUGGGGUGGCCGGUGGGGGAAUCCCAUGCCCUGGCCUUGCCUCCCCUCCCUGCCACCCGCUCCUAGUUAUUAUUUUUUAACCACCAUGUGAUUAAGGUCGGCGCUGCCUCCCCCGACCCGCUCAGCGAUGGGAAAUGAAUUGGCUUGUCUAGCCCCCAGCUGGGUGCUGUCCAGCCCCCCACUCUGGGCUCUGGGGUGGGUGGCUAAGGGGACUGGGUGGCUGGGGCUCGGGCACUCCACCCCUCCACCACUGGAGGUCCCACCAGGCUAUUAAAGGGGAAUGUUACUGCA
This is a messenger RNA of Neogale vison (American mink), 997 nucleotides long. RefSeq names its product ubiquitin conjugating enzyme E2 M (gene UBE2M). The coding region runs from base 73 to 624 and encodes 183 amino acids. The transcript has 6 exons. The record is from RefSeq and is a predicted model, not a curated record. NCBI's taxonomy places the organism in Eukaryota, Metazoa, Chordata, Mammalia, Carnivora, Mustelidae.